AUGACUGACCCUCCGGGCCCUUCUUCCAGACGCUGUCAGAACCACUCGGCCGCUGCCCCACCCCUGCAGUAUCCUACGUUUCCUCCCUUGAGUGCUUCUGUCGAGGAGUGGCUAUCUCGUUCCAGGCCUAUCAGUAUGACGUCAAAUAUGUCAAACACCGACCACCACCCUCGGUCACUGAGUGAAAGCUGGGCGACCAUGAGCGUCUCCGAUGUAUUCUCAGAAGAUGGUACUCGCUCCGAGCAGACCGAUAUGGGAUCUCUAAUUGACCAGACCGGGCCAGACGAUGUGGCCAGCCUUGAUGAGACCUCCAGCAACAGUUACGUCGGUGCCAGUGAUGAUGAUUAUGAUGAUGAUGAUGAUGAUGGAUAUGACGGUGAGAAUUAUGAACCGAGGAGCAUUGUGUCGGCAUCCCACGAGCUGUCUUCUGCUUUCUCUCGCCUCGCGACUUCCAUCAAUGACAGUAACCUCACCACCGAGACUGCGUUCCGUCAAUCGACCGAGUCUAUCGAGUUUACUGAGCCCGAGAGCUGGCCCGACGUUGAACGUGUAGAACUGAAGCACACCAUUCGGGUUUUCGAAGGCCUCGAGGCAGCAGCAUUGAAGCAGAAAUACUCUAACACACCUGAAGACUCCACACUCACGGCUACAGUGCAACAGACUAUAACGAGAAGAUCCUUGGACACAGACAAACCAUUUCGCGUGCUAUACAUCGGCAGCCCGGACUUUCGGAAUAUCAUCCUGGAUAAAAUUGGAGAUGUCCUGGUUGCGAGCUCUCCCUGUAGCAGUUAUGAAAGCAGUUCUACCGAGUCUUCAAGGUAUCAUGUCGUUCCGACAUCUUUUGGUGCAGGGGCGAUUCCUAAUUUCGCCGAGCUUCUGCCUAUUCAUGUUCAACUCAUCGUGGACGAAUGCUUUACUGCUUCUGCAGACAGUCUGACUGACAAGCCCAGUACAAUCACGCUAAACCGCAAGAACCAACCUGCGUGUACGUCAAUGUGGACUGGUGCCCACUAUCGCAUUUCUCCUGCGGACUGGACUCUGCCCGAUGACAUGGAGACUCAGAAGCUAGCUCGCAUUUUCAUGGAAAGGCACGGUGUGCCCACGAUGACUAUCUCAGAACGCCCGCUCUGGGACAUGAAUAGGGAUCCUGUCCCCGUGAACCAACACAGUCUUCACAUGUGCUUGGAAUCCCGUUAUCCCGGGACCGGAAAGUCCACAAUUGUGAACAGGUUUCCGAUUGACCUCAAGACAAACCUAGCAUCUCUGGCAAUUAUGUUUCCGCCAAAAUCCUAUCAAGUUCCUUCAGAGUGGUCCAAGGAGCCCUUAUUGAAACGAGCUUUGGGUACUGUGAAGCACACAUGGAAAGUGAUCCCCUCUCCCUUCAUCGAUGGUAACUACAAAAUGGCGACCUUACUUCGCUUGGCUAUCUUGUUCGCCGCCUCCGUAUUGACUAUGACCAUGGGCCAUUUUGCUCUCCGGGCACUUGUCAUGCUCCUUUCACAGUACUUUGCAAGCUCUGGGGCUUCUAGCGCAAUCGUAACUCCUUCCCAGAGCCAACCCACCGCCAGCGGGGUCCCUGUAUACGGGUCGUUAUUGAACACAGUUGAUCUUGAGGUCCAAGGGGCUCAAGCAUAUGGCCGCUCUCCAUUUGAGGAGUUCAUGGAUGGCAUUCUCUCUCCGUCUCGGUCAAGUGACAGCGCCGACCAAUUUGAGUUCCAAGUGGUUGGCGAUUGUCACCUUGUUAUAAAACCACCACACAAAUUUUUCAUUGGGAGAAAGGGCCCGCGCUUUGGUGUUCAGGUAACACGGAAUGGCAAGUCUCUUGAUUACGAACUUUCGACCUUGUUCGAAGGAGUGUACACCUUGAAACUCGACCGGGCUGACGCCUAUGGUCCUGUUGAAGUCACAAUUACUUCGACCUCAAAGCCACCUUUCACACAGACUACGUUGGUGGAUUUUGGUACUCCGUGGCUGAAGAUUCAGAACUGGAAACGAGCCGCCCGCGCCAUAUCCUCACAGUUCAUGAAGGAGUUUGGUACAGCGCAAACAGGCCUGUCGGAGGCUUAUGGUCGCAUAUGCACCGACCUCCAGGUCCUCAUGGGCGACGUUGUCAAGAAAGCCCACUUCUUGCGACGAGAGGCGUCUUCGCUACGACAUGACUCGAUACAACUGUCCCAUGAUACCAAAGAGCUGGUCCUCUCGAAGUCCGCGCAGCUUACUGAAGCUGUCAAACGUACUGCUGUGCAACCUCUCUUAGCCGCCUCUGCCGCUUUCCAAGGUCACACUGAGAGAGUCAACCGGGGGGCCAGGGAAGCUAUGAGCGACACGUGGAAUAAGUUUAGCGCUUCUACCCAAAAACUCGAUCUGACGACCGUGAAGGCGCACCUUCGCAAUGCAAGGAAGUGCCAGACUCUAAACACGGCGCAGCAGAGGGCUAGAAGUCUCGUGAAACGCAAGACCUGCCGGCAGACCCGAUGUUCUCAAUAAGGAGGCGGGGUUUACGACAGCUGGACUGGACUAUGGGGAUGAAAUCUGAUUCUUGUAGUUAGUAUACUCACUACUCUUUGCUCGCUCUGGUCAUUGUUGGCUAUUGGGUUGACGGGUUUGGUACGUUUGUCGGCGCACAGGCAGGGAUGGAGGAUGAUGAGCUGAAGCCGUCCAUGAACUUACUGGCAAGCGAGUGUGUUAGGGUAUUAUUUAGCUGGCAUUGAUAUUAUUUACUAUAACACUGAGUCGUAGUGAUUUGAGGGAAGUAGUAAAGUGUUUGUCGUUUGAGAUAUGAUUGUGUCGCAGUAGGUAUGGC
Aspergillus saccharolyticus JOP 1030-1 is the source of this 2803-nucleotide messenger RNA. RefSeq lists its product as uncharacterized. The record is from RefSeq and is a predicted model, not a curated record. The coding region runs from base 1 to 2487 and encodes 828 amino acids. NCBI's taxonomy places the organism in Eukaryota, Fungi, Ascomycota, Eurotiomycetes, Eurotiales, Aspergillaceae. The transcript is spliced from 3 exons.